Solanum tuberosum (potato) is the source of this 1262-nucleotide messenger RNA. Its product is annotated as zinc finger protein ZAT5-like. Bases 199 to 1122 code for a protein of 307 amino acids. The transcript has a single exon. Lineage: Eukaryota; Viridiplantae; Streptophyta; Magnoliopsida; Solanales; Solanaceae. The record is from RefSeq and is a predicted model, not a curated record.
GAUUUCUACUCACGGGGGCGGCUUCUUUUUUCAUUCUACCUAAAAAAAAAACUCCCUAUUAAUAACACCAUCCAAACUAUAUACUAUAUACAUAUAUAUAGUCACUUUGUUACAUCAUUUUCUCCAUCUAACCAAAAAAAAAAAAAACUUAUCUUUGUUUGAUUGCUUUUUCUUUGAAAAAAGUAAGUAAUCUUUUAGAUGAUAAAAAUCAAAGAGUAUUACACUAUGGAAGUUCAUGAUGAUCGUGAUCAUGAUCAAGAUCAAGAUCAGCAGUUGAACAUGGUGAUCAAGAGAAGGCGGACUAAGAGACCUAGGCCUCCUUCUCCUCUAACUUUAGGGAUUACUACUAGCUCAUGUAGCACCGUGGAAGGUGCUAGUAGUGGUGAGUUGGUGGAUGGACACGUGGCAAACUCUUCGUCACGUUUGAAUAAUUGUGGUGGGAUGAUUGAUGAUAAGAUUGUCAGAAAUACGAAUCAAGAAGAAGAAGAUAUGGCGAAUUGUUUGAUUCUUUUAGCACAAGGUCAUAAUUACCAAAAGUCAUCGUCGUUGUCUCAAUCUCCAACAUUAGAUGUUUAUCAAUGCAAGACAUGCAAUCGUUCCUUCCCAUCUUUCCAAGCACUUGGUGGACACAGAGCAAGUCAUAAGAAACCAAAAAUCCUAGAUGAUCAAAUCAAGAAUUCGAAAUCAAGUGAUCAUCAUCAACAAGUUGAGAAUAAUAUUCGCCUUAAACUGAACAACAACGAUGAUCAUGUCACAACUCUAUCACUCCAAAUGCCGAGCAACAACAACAACAAUAACAACAAGAAUAAGAAUAGGGUUCACGAGUGCUCGAUUUGUGGGGCCGAGUUCACCUCGGGUCAAGCAUUAGGUGGACACAUGAGAAGACAUAGGCCAUUACCAAAUAGUAUUGCAAUUGCAUCAAAUCAUCAUAUCCAUGAAGAGUCUGACUCUCAUCAUCAUGAUCAACAAAUCAAGAACAACACAAGGACAUUUUUGUCAUUGGACCUUAAUCUCCCGGCGCCGGAAGACGAUCACCGGCCGGAAAAUUCUAAAUUCACCUUUGCUACAAAAGAACAAGUCAUUGUCUUCUCAGCUUCACCUUUGGUUGAUUGCCAUUACUAAAUCAUCAAAAACACUCCCUUUAUUUUUAUUUUUAUUUUUUUAAUCUUGAAUUAUUUAAUUUUCAAACCAUUGACAAUUGUGAAUUAUAAAUUGUUAACAUUUAUUUUUAAUAUUAAUAAAAUAUAUUAUUUGAUGAUUUA